AGCCACACAUUUUCUUGAGGUGAACGUGUCCUCUUCUAAAGGGCUCUGCAUCAAGGCACUGAUGGAUUGCACGACUUUCGUUGUUACUAUUCACCCAACUAUCAGUCAACUCUCCAUGUAGAAUGCUUCUUUAGAAAUACUGUGAACACCACUAGAGGCUGAAUAAAACAGGAAAAUAAUAUGGGGAACUCAGGGAGCAUAUGGUGGAUUGUAGUGGAAUGCACUUGCAGGAUCCUUGGUGUUUCUACAGCAGCAGUGUUAUGUGCUGUGGGAGUGGAGACAGUCCAACAGGGAGAGUUCAACAGCCUUGGCAUCUACUUGAUAACAUCAUCUGUUGGCAUCAUGAUGUUUGAGUUGUCAUACUUCCUGGAUGCUCUACUGUCCAUGUGUUUACCCUGUCCUCCAAACUGGCAGGUGUUUGGCUUGUGGGGGAAGAUGGCUCGCAUUGGAGGCUUUCAUAAGUUCCUCUAUUACACUAUCAUGUCAGUGGUCUGCUUCUUGCACCCUGUGUUGGUUUGGCAUGCGAUCAUCCCAGGAUCAAUGCUUCUGGUGACUGCCUUUUUCAACUUCAUACUAAGCAAGAAAGCAAAGACCAAGUCUCCCAAGAGUCCACUAGAGCACAACAGUGACCAAGGCCAAACAAUUGUCUGCAAAACAGACAACGGCACAUCCUCAUUCUUCCAAGCAGUGACAGGAAGACAGGGAGAGGAAAUGGCCCUUGCAGACCCAGCUCACUGCCUUGAUCCACAGGAGAGGGGAGAGAGUCUCCAGGCCAUGCUGGAGCAUGAGCAAACAAUAGCACCUGCACACGCAGAAAGCAGGAGGAGGAGGUGGUGGAAAGAGAGGAUCUGGUUCAGAGGGGGGGAGGAGCCUGUGGAAAGGGAGAUGGAGGAGAUGAAUGAGCCCGAACCAGACACCACCUCAGACACUGCACCUAUGAUCACUGAAUGAACUGCUGCUCCACACUGAAAUAAUGCUCCUUUAUUGUAAAGUGAAACACAUGCAUAAUGUAUUCAUACUUGGUGCAAAAGUAGAAAAUAGCCAAAUAAAUGUGUUUUUAUGCUUUGGCAUUGAUAUGAUCACAUUGCUAAAAUCCAGAUUGUUAUCUUUCACAAUUAUUUACUAAUUUGUACAUUUUGCACUUCAAAAAUGUCUGAAAAUAUCUAAGAAUGAGCAUCAAAAUCAAUAAAAAUGAAACAAUUUGUCACUGGGAGAGCACGCAG
This is a messenger RNA of Girardinichthys multiradiatus, 1223 nucleotides long. RefSeq names its product transmembrane protein 72 (gene tmem72). Bases 181 to 951 code for a protein of 256 amino acids. The transcript has 5 exons. NCBI's taxonomy places the organism in Eukaryota, Metazoa, Chordata, Actinopteri, Cyprinodontiformes, Goodeidae. The record is from RefSeq and is a predicted model, not a curated record.